GCUUGAACUUGAUGUUUUAUUUCCAGGUGUAGGAGCUUCAAGAAGAAUACGAAUUGUAAAUUUUUUUCAUUCUCAUUCUGUUUGUGUGUUUUCUGCUCAUUAGCAUAGCGAACAAUCGUUUCUUUUUUCCCUCCAACCGGUGUUUCACAAGUUCUAAGCCUUUGCCUCCAAUUUAUCGGGAAAUUCAAUUGCUCUCUUCCCUAUUGGGAAAUGCUCUGUUAUCAGUUGUGUUCCAUUUGACCCUUGAAUUUCUUGAGCAAGUCCGCUUACAAGCUUACUAAUUUAUCUCUCAAUUUUGUCAAAGUUUUGUUUAUGCCAUGUUUUUCAUCUUAUUCUGAUCGGCGAAGUAUUUUAACGCUUGGCUUACCUGGAUUGUGACUGCUGUGCUUGACUCUCUGUGACAAGCUUUCACCAGACCUUAAAGAUGAUGUCCAAACAGUCAGCCACUGGGAGUAGCGAUAGGAUUGAUAUUGAAGCAUCGCCCUGGGAUUUAGAUACAUAUGUUGGAAGAGUGAAAUACUUUGCAUGGGUAACAGAUCCAAGACUCUGUUUCCUACCUGACAAGCAGUAUGAAGAAGCUAAAGUUUUACGCAAUCUUUACAAAGAGGGCAAAGAACCUGCGGGAACAACCAAAGAAGAGGUAAUGAAUGCAAAACGACUCUACGAAAGUGCUUUCCACCCAGAUACUGGCGACAAACAGAAUGUUUUUGGGCGAAUGAGUUUCCAAAUGCCUGGUGGUAUGCUUGUGACGGGUGCUAUGUUGGCAUUUUACAAGUCAACCCCACAAGUAGUGUUCUGGCAAUGGGUAAAUCAAUCAUUCAAUGCUUAUGUCAACUACACAAACCGGAAUGCUAAAUCACCUCUGAGCACCAUUCAGUUAGCUACAGCGUACUCCUCUGCCACUCUCUCUGCUUGUCUUACUGCAAUCAAUUUGAAGAAGUUUUUAGCAAAAAAAUCAUCAAAUCCUAUCCUCCAGCGAUUUGUUCCAUUCUUUGCUGUGGCAGCUGCUAAUGCAGUUAAUAUUCCGCUCAUGCGACAAAAUGAAAUAAUAACUGGCGUUGAUGUGAGCGAUAAAAAUUCCAAUGUUGUUGGAUCGUCUCGAAUAGCUGCUGUGAAAGGAAUCAGCCUUGUUGUCUUGUCUAGGAUCAUCAUGUGCUCCCCUGGAAUGUUGAUUCUUCCGAUUUUUACCGAACGACUUGAAAGAAAUCCAUGGUUAAAAGCUCAAAAAUGGUUCAGUCCUGUUUUUCAGACUCUAGGAUGUGGAGUUUGUUUAAUUUUCAUGGUACCUUUAGCAUGUGCUCUCUUCCCUCAAAAUUGUUCCAUCAGUAUUAAUACUCUAAAAACAUUGGACUCAGCUGCCUACGAAGAGAUCAAGAAGAAUACCAAAGGCGAACUUCCAAGCAAAGUGUACUUCAACAAAGGUCUCUAAGAACCUAGUUAAGUUUUUCCCUAGAAUGAAAAUAGUUAGAAGCUAAUGAUCUAAUCAGUGUACUUUUUUUUAAUUUUUUUUCGUAUUUUUUAAAAGUUUUGUUGACUUCGCCUUUUUAAUUUCCCUCUUUAUUUUUAUUGAGUUUUUGUUUGUCUGCCUUCCAAGUUUGAAAAAUGGUCCCCCGUCAUACCUCUAAUUUAUAAGCAAUCCUUUUACAGCCUCUUCUUAUUGAAAAAAAUUGUGUGAAUGGUUUCUGUUCCUCUCAUUCAUUUCAUUCUCGUCCUGACACUAUCAAAACUUAUUUCCCUUUCAUUGAGACAAUGUCAACAUUCUGAAGUUUGGAACAUAGAUCAAAUGGCCAGGUUUCAUUUGUGAUCAAUAAAUUCAUAAGGUCCUUAUUCACGUAGGGAAAAAAAGGUAAAACAGAAAAAAAACUGCUCAACAUCAUUAAUCUUACAUUUAGCUGUUUGCUGUUUUUCGAGUGUUAAAAUUAAGUCCAUCUUCAACGUCCUUCCGUUGGUAGAAGGCCUUUUAUUAUUGAGCCUAUAUUUUAGGACUCGCUAUAAUAUUGUGUAGCUGGUGGUCAAGUGUAUUUCUGAUCUUAAUUUUACACUCAUGAUUCUGUUAUGAAUGCACCCUGAAGCUCAUUUUUGAAGCAAUUUAGUUCUAGCAAUAUUAGCUCUGGUGAAUUAUCUGUUUCUUACUCCCUCGUGAUAUUUUCUACACCCACCUGUCUCUCAAUAAUGAAUAUUAAUCUAUAUAAUAUGUAAGUUCUAAAUUUACAAUCUAUUUUCUCAGUUUUGUGGUUUGACUGAUUCUGUAUAACUUUUCUUUUUCUCACUCAAGCUGUUGUUUUUCCUAAAUCCAAAAAGACCUAAAGAAUCUACAAGACAGUUACUCAUUGUUAGUAUUGUUUGUUUGACGGUUCACAGCAUGCAUUUGUAUCCUUGAGGGGAUAUGUGUGGCCAUUGCAUUGCGCACCCGUGCAACCGUCACAUUUGAAAUGACCCUCUUUGCGAGUAAUCUCGCUCCUCCUAGAAAUCUGUUUCUUUCAAUCUGUAGUAACUAAAGUUAAGAGCAUUUCUUUCCAAUUUCUACACUUUUUUACCUACAGCUCUUUCGUUGUUUGAAACUAGUCAUUGAUGUUUUGUAAUUCUAAGUCUCAGCAUUGUCUUUGACAAUAAUUUUAAUUCUCUUCAAGACUUAUUUUCUUUUCGACCUGCAAAAUUAAAUUCUUUUUUCAUGAGGCAACUACUUAAGAAUUGCCGAAUAAUUUUGAAAGUUCUCAGGUAGAAUCACUGAAUCAAUCUUUUUAGAUGACUUUUGAGUUAGUUCUAAAUAAGUUUAUUUUUUAACUAGUCAGUAGUUCUCUAAGACGCUUUCUUUGUAGCAUCUCAAAUUCUUGAUAGUUCUACUGAACUUUUGAACAGGAAGGCUCAGUUUUCUCUUUAAUAUUUUCUAGGAUAAAGGUAGAUGUAAGUGAUUCAGGGCGUUAAAAAAAUUGAUUUAUGAUAAACAGCAGAAAAGAGUUUCCUAUUUCUAUGUUAUGAUCUGAGCUACAGAUAUAUAUUUUAUAAGCACCACGCGGAAAUAAUAACUUUUUUAGACAAGAUAAAAUACAAUCAUUCCAUUUUUUUAUUUUGUCCCAAAAAAUGUAUGAUUGGACCUUCAAUCAACCUAUUAAUUCCCCUCAUGAAAUCUCAGAAUUUUUAUAUUUUCCCCCGCAGUUCUUUUUCCCUUUCAGUAAUGUUUGAAUGGAUAGCAAGUUCCUUGGUUUUGUUUUUGCAUGGGUGACCAUGUUUUUUUUUUUGUUUUUUUUUUCGUUUUUACCAAGUCAUGCUUUUGACCAUUCCAGUUAUGAGGUUUUCAGAUAAUGGUUUUUUGGGGAUAUUUGGUUUAAUGGUAUCGAAUGAGAUGUAAAGAAUUUCCCCCUUAAAAUAUGUGAAAUUGAGAUUUGGGUUCAUGUAGGCGGCAGUUCAGAAAAUUUUACAGAAUAAUUAAUUAUACAAAAAUAUUGUUUAAAAAAUGGUAAUGAAGGGAUUGUGAAAUAACUUGAAAGUAGAAAUUUAUUACACUUUUAAUUAGUUAAGACGUAAAAAAUCGUAUAAUCUGCAAACAGGAUCACAGUAAAUGAAAAUCACUUGGUCAAACAUGAAAUCAACAAGAAAGUCAAUAAAAAGAUGUUCUAGGCACAAAUAAAAAAAAUGAGCGAAGUUAAAAUUAUUAUUUUUUCAAUUAAGAGAAAGGAAGUAAAGUAAUGAGUACCAGUGAUGAGUGGAGCGUUGUCAAAAACCAAUUCUGCUUUUAUGGUAUAUUUUUAAUGUUCAAAAUAAGCUUUUAGUCUGUAUAAUUACUUUUUAUUUCUUAAUUUUAUUUUUAGUAGUUCCAAGAACAUGCACGUUAUUCUUUAAGUACCUUUCAAUGCACUAAUUUGCCUGAAUUUUACCUCUUUUUUCCUGUUUCAAAAACCAAUUGUAAUUGAGGAGUUGAAUUUCAAAACGUUUUAAGCCUUUUCAUGUGAUGGCCGCUACCAUGUCCCAAGGUUAAGCGACCAUCUCCUUGAUUCAACAGCAAUCACUGGGCCAAACAAUGACAGGUUUCUCCUUAUGAACACAUAUAAAAUCAGAAAGAAUAAUUUUUUUCAAAAAAGGCCGCAAGGAGGAAGCAUUUAAGGUCUCCUUGGAUGAGGGAUGUUAUGAAUUUCAAUUUUUCAAUUUUGGUACCUGUACCAUUAACUUUAUUUUUUGUACCUUUGAUGAGCCCUGAUUGUUGUUAUCAUGAGCUAAAGAAGAAUCUGAAGUUACAAACUUCAAAAAAACUGUAAUUUUGUUAAUCAAUCUGGAUCAAUAAAUAACACUUGUUGGUUUUUAUAAA
Messenger RNA from Bemisia tabaci, 4303 nucleotides. NCBI's taxonomy places the organism in Eukaryota, Metazoa, Arthropoda, Insecta, Hemiptera, Aleyrodidae. The record is from RefSeq and is a predicted model, not a curated record.